Molecule: messenger RNA, 1191 nt
Organism: Plasmopara halstedii
Lineage: Eukaryota; Oomycota; Peronosporomycetes; Peronosporales; Peronosporaceae
Product: e3 ubiquitin-protein ligase fancl-like
Exons: 1
Coding region: 1-1191 (396 amino acids)
Biological process (GO): interstrand cross-link repair; protein monoubiquitination
Cellular component (GO): Fanconi anaemia nuclear complex; nucleus
Molecular function (GO): ubiquitin protein ligase activity
Source: RefSeq, a predicted model, not a curated record
AUGCACUUUGUGCCAGAAAAUGCCACACAAUCAGCUUACCGUGGGUACAUACGCGUGAAUGACGAUGAGUUUGUGGUGUGCGUGAGAAAUGUAAGGUAUGAUGAGCGUACAGGUCGAGCAAUUCUUGAUGCAGCUCGGCUGGACGUGGAUUGUGCACUAGCAAUUCACUUGAAGCCGCACAGUGCGACUUUAAAGCUGCGACUGGCGCAGGCGUCCUCACUCGCGGGUUUUGCGGCAGAAUUGGAAGAAAUAGUGGAUAUUUGUUGCAAAGCACAUUUAAAUCAUCAGGAGGCAUUACCCAGUGCCAAUUACUAUACGAAAUUAAUGGAGGAAUUGGACGUUGUGGGCUGGAAUCGACUGGGUCAACUUAGCGAUGAUUUACGCUCAUUAGAGCUUACGACAAAGGAUAAAGCGGGACGAACUCAUACGAUUCGCAUUUUGUUGCCGCUGCAAUUUGAGCUAUCUGGGUUUACAACAAAGCCAAAAUGUCUUGUAGAUGCACCUGAUACUUUUGAGCUUCAGUGGCCCCCCAGCGAAAACGAGACAGUGUUGGUUGGGAUUGUCAAACAAUUUGAGCAUUUCUUGGAUAAAUUUCAAGAGUUUUGGAACGUCUUGGAUGCUCUAGAUGCAUCAACGUGUGUACUUGAGCCGCAUCAUGCGACAAGAGCUACAGGACGUAGAAGGUUGGCGUUGGAACGAUAUGCGUCAGUGCAAUUCCAAGUCGAUCCGAUCGACCCAAUGGCGAUGCUAACCGAGCUCAAUUUCUUUGGAAACAUGGCAAGUGUCGGGAUUUUGCGUGAACGCUGGAAUCACAAUGCUUUGAGUAAAUGGGAUAUAACAAAAACUCUGCACAAAAACCUAGAGGAUGUGCUGGAAAUCACGCUACCGUCUCCGAAGACGACACAGCCAAAUGAGUUUGCAAUUGAGUGUGGAAUUUGUUAUUCAUACCGUUUGGAAGAUGAAGAAGACAACAAAGAGCAAGCACAACAAAACAUUGCAGCGUCGUUGCAACAUGCAGAAAACAACUCACGCCUUCCAGACCAUCUAUGCGAAAAUCCAAAGUGUAAUCGACCUUUUCAUGCCAAAUGCCUCUAUGAUUGGCUUCGUGCAUUGCCGACGUCGCGCCAAACCUUUCACACAGUGUUUGGCGAGUGCCCGUAUUGUCGAGAAUCGAUCAGUGCAAAUGUAUAG